This is a messenger RNA of Pseudonaja textilis, 2085 nucleotides long. RefSeq names its product PDZ and LIM domain 2 (gene PDLIM2). The record is from RefSeq and is a predicted model, not a curated record. NCBI's taxonomy places the organism in Eukaryota, Metazoa, Chordata, Lepidosauria, Squamata, Elapidae. Gene Ontology annotation, cellular component: filamentous actin; adherens junction; Z disc. Gene Ontology annotation, molecular function: muscle alpha-actinin binding; actin binding. Gene Ontology annotation, biological process: muscle structure development; heart development; actin cytoskeleton organization.
UGGGCUUCACAACGUACUCAAGAGGCCUGCAGGUGCUGUGGUCGCCUUGCCUCUAGUGGAGCUGCCAUGUCGGUGAGUGUGAAUCUGACUGGCCCAGCUCCCUGGGGCUUCCGGAUUACGGGAGGAAGAGACUUCCGAAAACCCAUCAUAGUAUCUAAGGUGAUAGAGCAUGGCAAAGCCGCCCUGGGUGACCUUCGACCUGGAGAUGUCAUCAUUUCCAUCAAUGGGGAAAGUACUUCUGAGAUGCUGAAUGUGGAGGCACAGAACAAGAUAAAGCAAAGCCCUGGGCAGCUGCAAUUGCAAGUGGACAGGUCACAGCAGUUUUCUCCCAGCCAGACCAAUGGCGAAAGUUCCCCCGAGAUGUUGGCCAUACGAUUUCAGGAUGUGGUGAGAACUAAAGACAACGGUCAGAAUUCAGUGAGAUCUUCCUACUCAAGCCCGGCGUCCGUUAGUCCACGGCCCACCAGCCCCUACAGUCCUUCAUCUCCUGGGUACCGACCUGGCAGCCCGUACAGCCCAGUGAGACCCAGUCUGCCCACCGAGAUCAGAGGGGAGCCUGUGAUAAACAGCCGCAGCUUCCAGUCAAUGGAGACUUCUCUUCAGAGUCAGCAGGAGUCAAGCAACAGACAGAUACCAGAACCAAGAAACUUCACCCAUUCCAGGGUGUCUCCAGUGACAAUGUUGCCUCCAUUAAAUGGCUCUCCAUCUCCUGGUAGAUACUCCUUCUCCAACCCUGGGGAGAUCAGGAAGGACCAGGAAAGAAGCCCAUCUUCCUAUAACCGCAGUUACAGCUUGGAUACGGAGCCGACCAUGAACCACUUGGAAGGAGACUCGGAGGUCUACAAACUGAUGCAGGAAAACCGUGAUACGAGGGCUGCACCACGGCAGUCCAGCACUUUCCGCCUACUCCAGGUGGCUCUGGAAUUGGAUGAAAAAGAGGGCACAGCAAGCCAUUUCCCCAGCCAGCUCUCUCCCAGUUUGCACAAGCCGGUCAGCAGCACUACAGCAGGGAACGCUCAGAAGCUGCACACCUGUGAGAAAUGUGACAGCCCCAUCACAUACCAGGCUGUGAAGAUCCAAGAGAACCGCUACCGCCACCCAUCUUGCUACGUUUGCACCGACUGUGGGCUCAACCUGAAGAUGCGUGGCCACUUCUGGGUUGGGGAAGAGAUGUAUUGUGAGAAACACGCCCGCCAGCGCUACCAGAGCCCAGCAGAGGGCGGCACUGUCCUGGCUGUCUAUUCCCAGUCUUAGAUGAUAGCGGAGCUUGGGAGGCUUGAAGAGGAGGAGGAGGAAUUGCAGUCAAAUGGAGAUUUCCAGCAGGGAUCUACGCAAAAGCUACUUCUCACCAAACACGAUUCAGCCCUUUAAAGACAUCUGCGGGAAAGGAGGUUUUGGGGGGCAAGAGGUCAAGGGCCACCAUCGCAACUCAAAAUGUCAUGCAAGGAUCUUUGGGGAAAGCGUCGAGGGAGGGAGAGGGCAUUCUUCAAGGCAAACGGCUUUUCUUUUCUUUCUUUCUAACUACCAUAGUUUGGGGCCAUCUUUCUUCAAGGAACAAAUGUUCGCUGGCGAGGACAUUUGUCCGUUUGACAGCUUCAGAAAUGACGGCUCCCCGCUUGAUGCCAAGUAGGCCUUAGUUCCUGCACUCUGGGAAGCGAUCGCCGUGCUUGUAUUAAUCCUGGUUUGUGUCCAGCAGCUCCCAGAAGCGACGGGAGUUUCUUAACAACUUGGUUUUGUGGCUGAAAGCACUUCUGUCUUGCCCCCGUUGCCAAGCGCUCCCUGCCCCAAGAUCAGUGGUGGGAUUCCACAUUUCUUCCUACUGGUUCUAUGAGAGAGUGCUUUCUGCUCCCAGUACGCCAGAACCGGUGCCAACCGGCUGAAUGCCACCUCUGCCCAAAAUGCAAAAUCUAAGACUGAAGGGAAGUUGGAAUCUCCCUGGGUCCUGGACGGCGUGGAUUCAACUCUGAAUGGUGACUUUCCCUGUGACGCUUCUCUUAAGAUAUUAAGCCAGAUCUCUAUGUGAAAUAUAAUAUAUAUGUAUAAUGUAUAUGUAUAAGUAUAAGGAUGGAUAAAACAAUCGGCCCA